AUGGGCCUAACGAAGGAUACACUUGACAUGGUGCGAACACAUGUGCAUGUAAUUAUUCAUGCGGCAUCUUCAAUCAACCUUGCUAAACCUCUUGCCGGUCUGUUCGAUGUCAUCAUUCAGGCCAGUGAUAUGAUUGGUGGCUUUGCUCUCUCAUGUCCAAAGCUUGACUGGUUUGUAUAUGUCUCCACAGCAUACGCGAACGGUCACCUCGGCCCUUCAGGUCACACUAGUGACAUUGAAGUCGAUGAGAGAAUAUAUGAUCCGGGCAGCUCAGCGAGUGUCAUAGAGGAAUUAUCCGAGGUUGAAAAACACGGCACUAGCAAGGUGUAUGAGGCGCAUGAUUUCCCUUGGCCAUACGCGUACGCUAAGAACUUGACUGAGCGACUCCUCGUUCGGCGCUUUCAAGACCAUAGGGCGACGAACAAGUUGCUUAUGGUUCGUCCAUCGAUUAUCGGGCCUUCCCAAAGUGUACCAUACCCCGGCUUUUGUCUCCCUCUAUCCGCUCCAUUGCUUAUGUUCGCGACUGGGAUGGCAUUGAGCACGUCGCGGGAUAUGCGCAUUGGAACAAACUUGACCGACCCUGACUCACAGGCAACCUUGGAUGGAGUCCCUGCUGAUGUCGUCGCCGACCGACUUAUCACCCACGUUGCUGCCAGUACAACUGGCUGCAUCCAUGCUGUGAGCGGCGAGAGGGCAAGAUAUAAAACGCGCGACGUCUGGGAGCAAGCAAUGCAAUUCCGGCCGAUCCCCUGGGAUCUGAAACUGGUGUGGGAUCCAAAUGGUUGGCGGUCUCCGAAUCAGCAUUUUCUAUGUCGUCGGUAUAACCUACUUGGAGUCUCAUAUGCCUUCUCGGAAAGGCGAACUGUGAAAUUAUCAAACGCUCUCUCACCCGAAGAACGUAAAGAACUUCAGCUCUUCAGCCGAGUCAAAGUAAGCGAGCUCUUGCCGAAACAAGUGCAACACUUUCGCUAUAUUUUUGACCGCACGGCUCCAAAAGAUGAAAAGGCGUGGCUAGCCACGACAACCUCUGACCACAGGUUUGGAGACCAUCAAAGAGUCAUCGCAUAG
Messenger RNA from Aspergillus oryzae RIB40, 1068 nucleotides. RefSeq lists its product as uncharacterized. The transcript is spliced from 2 exons. Gene Ontology annotation, biological process: long-chain fatty-acyl-CoA metabolic process. Gene Ontology annotation, molecular function: alcohol-forming very long-chain fatty acyl-CoA reductase (NADP+) activity. The record is from RefSeq and is a predicted model, not a curated record. Lineage: Eukaryota; Fungi; Ascomycota; Eurotiomycetes; Eurotiales; Aspergillaceae. Bases 1 to 1068 code for a protein of 355 amino acids. Gene Ontology annotation, cellular component: peroxisome.